AUGGGCAACGAAGAAACAGUUUCAGGACUUUUUGACAAUCACAACCAUGGCUUUGUGCCAUACAUUCGUACUAUUGCGUCGACAACAAAUGCUCAAACUGUUGUAUCAAACGAGUCCUCCAAGACUCCUAAAAAUCUUAAACCACUCACACAAGAGCAACGUGACUUUCUCGACUCUGCUCUUCGUGUCAACCAGGCUGGCGAGCUUGCUGCCGUUCUCAUCUAUGCCGCUCAGUCACCCAUUCUUGUCCGCUCAAAGCCACACCUCCGCAAGCUCAUGGCGCAUAUGUACGACCAGGAAGACGGUCACUUCAAAACGUUCAACAGUCUUAUCCAUAAACACCGUAUCCGGCCUACUGCCAUGUACCCCCUGUGGUCCGUCAUGGCUACUGGUCUAGGUUGGUCAACCGCUAUGAUGGGCUAUGAAGCUGCCAUGGCUUGCACGGAGGCUGUUGAAACCGAGAUUGGUGGUCAUUACAACGAACAGAUCCGAACUCUUUUGGAGAUGGUUACGCAAUGGGAGGGUGAAGGUUAUGAAGUUGGCGAGGAACUGUCGAACCUUGUCAAAACCCUCCGAGUGAUUCGAGACGAGGAACUGGAGCAUCUAGAUCACGCUGUUGAGCAUGAUGCACAAAAGGCCGAGCCACAUUGGCUCCUUACUGGCGUCAUCCGGGCUGGCUGUCGGGGUGCUAUCUGGGUCAGUGAAAGAGUGUAG
Messenger RNA from Fusarium poae, 714 nucleotides. RefSeq lists its product as uncharacterized. The record is from RefSeq and is a predicted model, not a curated record. Gene Ontology annotation, cellular component: mitochondrial inner membrane. Gene Ontology annotation, molecular function: 3-demethoxyubiquinol 3-hydroxylase activity. Bases 1 to 714 code for a protein of 237 amino acids. Gene Ontology annotation, biological process: ubiquinone biosynthetic process. Lineage: Eukaryota; Fungi; Ascomycota; Sordariomycetes; Hypocreales; Nectriaceae. The transcript is spliced from 3 exons.